CUUACAACUAUAUAUAGCACAAUUUAUUUCUCUUAACGCCAAAUAAAUAUAAAGGAAACGCAAAAAGCCUAAAAUAUUCAAUAUUUUUCUGAAUUUUCUAUCUGCAUCCAUUAAUAAUAAAGAAAAAAAAAACUAAAAGAAGAACUAAUCAAAAAAAUAUGACCGAUUCAACAAUGACUGCUUCAGCCGAACGUUGUGUUUUGUGUUUAGAUCAAAAACGUUCACCGGUGCGUAUACACUGUGGUCACUCAUUUUGCUAUGGCUGUCUGGAUGUUUAUAAAUCCUAUAAAAAAUAUCCCUGGGCUAAUAAGUGUCCCAUAUGCCGAGAUGCGUUAAAGGAAAAGAAAACGACUAAACGUAAAUAUUCCGAAAUUACUGCAACACAAGAUACAAAUUCUACCCUGACGGCCACUCAAUCGAUUCCCCCCGAACAAAUUUGUAUUUUGGAAGAAUUUAUGGCUUUAGCCUCAGACUAUGAUAAUAAUGGAGAAAAUCCAGAUAAUACCCGGCAAUAUAUAGAUUUGGAUGAAUAUGAAGGUGAAGUCGAUACUAUUCAUGAUCUAACCGGAGAUGAUGAUGAUAAUUACGAGGAAGAUGAGCGGACAUAUUCUGAGAAUAAUAGUUAUGAAGAAGAAUUAGAUUUCUAUACUGAUACCGAUGAUGAGGAGGAAGAUGAUGAUGAUGAUGAUAAUUACUACUGUUUUGCCGAAGAUGAACCUGGGGUUAGUAGUGAAGAGUUUGUUGGUUUUCAGGAAGCGUCGGGCACUAUGACGAGAGAUUGCAAUAAUACUGAUAUAGAUUGGGAGACUGUUAUUGGAUCGGAUGUUAUAAUUAUUGAUUAGUUGUGAAUUGUUUUCUUAGAGAUGUUUUGUGUUAACAUAGUUGUAUUUUUAAAUUGUGAGUUUUAAGUUGAUUUUUAUUGUAAUUUUCUUUUAUAUUUUGGUUUAAUAAAUUUUAGAAAA
Molecule: messenger RNA, 962 nt
Organism: Lucilia sericata (common green bottle fly)
Lineage: Eukaryota; Metazoa; Arthropoda; Insecta; Diptera; Calliphoridae
Product: RNA polymerase II subunit 5-mediating protein homolog
Exons: 2
Coding region: 159-842 (227 amino acids)
Source: RefSeq, a predicted model, not a curated record